AUGCCACCCAAGCGCAAGUCUGAACGCGCUGCGAGCGCAACUGAGUCUGUCGCAACGCCUUCUAAACGGCUUCGAAAUACCGUAGAUGCAACCCCAGCUUCUGCGCCAUCUGAUUCAGUGGUUGAUGCUACACCUCAGAUAGAUGAAAAGAGAGGCCGUGGCCGUCCACGCAAAUACCCCGCGACCUCGACUCCCAAGCCUGCUUCUGAGACCCCUAAGCGUGGCCGUGGUCGCCCACGGAAGAUUGUUUCCGAGCCAGCACCUGCGGUUGUAACCUCACCAGGCCCCAAGAGAGGCCGUGGGCGUCCCCGCAAGAACUCAGGGGCUGCGACACCCGUCACCCAGAAGAUCAAGAAGAAGGAUGGCCGUGGAAGACCCCGCAAGAACCCUCUUCCAAAUGGAGAAGCCAAAACUACCGAACCGCAGGUCACACCUGCGGUCGACAUCAUCCCUGAAACAGGCCGCUCUUUCUGGUUGAUGAAGGCCGAGCCUGAAUCUCGCCUAGAGAAGGGCAAAGACGUGAAGUUCUCUAUUGAUGACCUGGCUGCUGCAGAUGCACCCGAGCCUUGGGAUGGUGUGCGCAACCAUGUUGCCAAAAACCUCAUGCGCGAUAUGAAGAAGGGAGAUUUUGCAUUCUUCUACCACUCAAACUGCAAAGUCCCCGGGGUUGUGGGAGUGAUGGAGAUUGUCCAGGAGCAUUCCACUGAUGAGUCCGCUUUCGACUCAGAACACCCAUACUACGACCCGAAGUCCACACGAGAUGAUCCAAAGUGGGUUGUCGUCCAUGUUGAAUAUCGCCGCAGACUUGAGAAGCAAGUCACCCUCCAGGAUCUGAAGGCUCAUGGCCAGACCGGAAAGCCGCUUGAGAAUCUUCAAAUGAUUCAGCAAUCCCGGCUUAGUGUGUCUUGUGUGACUCCGGCACAAUGGAAAUACAUACUGGAGCUGGCAGGCGAGGAACCACAAGAGGAGUUCACCAAGAAGGAGUCCGGCGAGCAAGAGGAGUCCGGGCAAGAGGAGUCCGGCGAGAAAGAGGAGUCCAGCGACAAGGAGGAGUCCAGCGACAAGGAGGAGUCCAGCGAGCAGGAGGAGGAAUAG
Molecule: messenger RNA, 1095 nt
Organism: Penicillium verrucosum
Lineage: Eukaryota; Fungi; Ascomycota; Eurotiomycetes; Eurotiales; Aspergillaceae
Product: EVE domain-containing protein
Exons: 6
Coding region: 1-1095 (364 amino acids)
Biological process (GO): regulation of DNA-templated transcription
Cellular component (GO): nucleus; chromatin
Molecular function (GO): DNA binding
Source: RefSeq, a predicted model, not a curated record